GACCUCCCCGCCUGUCCCCCACCUCCACCCUGGCAGGCCUUCUCCCCCCCCCCCCCCCCCCCCCCAGGGCUGGCCUCCUCCGGCCACAUUCUUUCGCUAAGUGUGAGAGGCUGUGGGAAAAGCAACCCGGAGCCGGCCGAGAGCCGGCGAAGCUGAUCCCGCGAUGGCAUUUUGUUUUGAACAGUUGCUUGGGUUGACGUUUCCUCAUAAGGUCACUUUCAUGAAUUCAAAGGCAAUUUACCAGUGAUUUUGGGUGCUGGGGCUGAUUUUCUUGGUGUAUUUAAGAAUGUCUUCCAAGCAAGCCACCUCUCCAUUUGCCUGUUCAGCUGAUGGAGAGGAAGCGAUGACCCAAGAUUUGACCUCAAGGGAAAAGGAGGAGGGCAGUGAUCAACAUGUGGCCUCCCAUCUGCCUCUGCACCCUAUAAUGCACAACAAACCUCACUCUGAGGAGCUACCAACACUUGUCAAUACCAUUCAACAAGAUGCUGACUGGGACAACAUUCUGUCGUCUCAGCAAAGAAUGGAGUCAGAGAAUAAUAAGUUAUGUUCCCUAUAUUCCUUCCGAAAUACCUCUACCUCACCACAUAAGCCUGACGAAGGGAGUCGGGACCGCGAGAUAAUGACCAGUGUUACUUUUGGAACCCCAGAACGCCGCAAAGGGAGCCUUGCCGAUGUGGUGGACACACUGAAACAGAAGAAGCUUGAGGAAAUGACUCGGACUGAACAAGAGGAUUCCUCCUGCAUGGAAAAACUACUAUCAAAAGAUUGGAAGGAAAAAAUGGAAAGACUAAAUACCAGUGACCUUCUUGGAGAAAUUAAAGGUACACCUGAGAGCCUGGCAGAAAAAGAACGGCAGCUCUCUACCAUGAUUACCCAGCUGAUCAGUUUACGGGAGCAGCUCCUGGCAGCGCAUGACGAGCAGAAAAAACUGGCAGCCUCACAAAUUGAGAAACAACGGCAGCAAAUGGACCUUGCUCGCCAACAGCAAGAACAGAUUGCAAGACAACAGCAGCAACUUCUGCAACAGCAGCACAAAAUUAAUCUCCUGCAGCAACAGAUCCAGCAGGUUCAGGGUCACAUGCCUCCGCUCAUGAUCCCAAUUUUUCCACAUGACCAGCGGACCCUGGCAGCAGCUGCUGCUGCCCAGCAGGGAUUCCUCUUCCCCCCUGGAAUAACAUACAAACCAGGUGAUAACUACCCCGUACAGUUCAUUCCAUCAACAAUGGCAGCUGCUGCCGCUUCGGGCCUCAGCCCUUUACAGCUUCAGAAGGGUCAUGUCUCCCACCCACAAAUUAACCCAAGGCUAAAGGGCCUAAGUGACCGUUUUGGCAGGAGUUUGGACACCUUUGAACAUGGUGGUGGCCACUCUUACAACCACAAACAGAUUGAGCAGCUCUAUGCCGCUCAGCUGGCCAGCAUGCAGGUGUCACCUGGAGCAAAGAUGCCAUCAACUCCACAGCCACCAAACACAGCAGGGGCAGUGUCACCUACUGGGAUAAAAAAUGAAAAGAGAGGGACCAGCCCUGUAACUCAAGUUAAGGAUGAAGCAACAGCACAGCCGCUGAAUCUCUCAUCCAGACCCAAGACAGCGGAGCCUGUCAAGUCCCCAACCUCUCCCACCCAGAGCCUCUUCCCAGCCAGCAAAACCAGCCCCGCCAGCCUGCCCAGCAAAAGCGGCAUCCCCAGCCCCAUUGCAGGGAGCUUGGGGAGGGGAUCCUCUCUAGGUAAAUGGAAAGGUCAACACCAGGAAGAGACUUAUGAAUUAGAUAUCCUGUCGAGUCUCAACUCCCCUGCCCUGUUUGGGGAUCAGGAUACAGUGAUGAAAGCCAUUCAGGAAGCUCGGAAGAUGCGAGAGCAGAUCCAGCGGGAGCAACAGCAGCAACAGCCACACGGGAUUGAUGGGAAGCUGCCCUCCAUGAACAAUAUGGGGCUGACCAACUGCAGGAAUGAAAAGGAAAGGACGCGCUUUGAGAGCUUGGGGCCCCCGCUAACAGGCAAGCCGAGCGAAGAUGGGAAGCUGGGUCCAGGUGUAAUCGAUCUCACACGGCCGGAAGACGCAGAGGGAAGUAAAGCAAUGAAUGGCUCUGCAGCUAAACUACAGCAGUAUUAUUGUUGGCCAACAGGAGGUGCCACUGUGGCUGAAGCACGAGUCUACAGGGAUGCCCGUGGCCGGGCCAGCAGCGAGCCACACAUCAAGCGACCAAUGAAUGCAUUCAUGGUUUGGGCGAAGGACGAGAGGAGGAAAAUUCUUCAGGCCUUCCCCGACAUGCAUAACUCCAACAUUAGCAAAAUUUUAGGGUCUCGCUGGAAAUCCAUGUCCAACCAAGAGAAGCAACCAUAUUAUGAAGAGCAGGCCCGGCUAAGCAAAAUCCACUUAGAGAAGUACCCCAACUAUAAGUACAAACCUCGACCGAAGCGCACCUGCAUUGUUGAUGGCAAAAAGCUCCGGAUCGGGGAGUACAAGCAACUGAUGAGGUCUCGGAGACAGGAGAUGAGGCAGUUCUUCACUGUGGGGCAACAGCCUCAGAUUCCAAUCACCACAGGAACAGGUGUUGUGUAUCCUGGUGCUAUUACUAUGGCAACGACCACACCAUCACCUCAGAUGACAUCUGACUGCUCUAGCACCUCUGCCAGCCCAGAGCCCAGCCUCCCGGUCAUCCAGAGCACUUACGGCAUGAAGACAGAUGGCGGAAGCCUAGCUGGAAAUGAAAUGAUUAAUGGAGAGGAUGAAAUGGAAAUGUAUGACGACUAUGAAGAUGAUCCCAAAUCAGACUAUAGCAGCGAAAAUGAACCCCCAGAAGCUGUCAGUGCCAACUGAAGAGUAUUUGUUUGCUGAAUUAAAAUACUCUGACAUUUCAUCUCCCCUUCCCCAACAAAAAAGUUCUUAAAGAGCCCGCAUGCAUUUGUGGCUCCACAAUUACAUCAGCAGAAUGGUCUUAAUUAUUUUGUAAAGUGUGAGACAGAUUAAGUUUUCCCUGAUUUUUCAUGAACUUGAGUUUUUUGUCGUUAUUGUUAUUGUUGUUGUUGUUUUUUUUAAAUUUAGGUGAAGACAUAUUAAAUAUGAGACACCAGGACUUGAAAACUUAUCUCAACCCAUAGCUGUCUUACAAGUCUUAUAUUUUUGUCUUACUUUUUUUUUCUUUUGGAUGUUGAUAAAGGUUUAAGUUACUGUUUUAGAUGGGGUUAAACAUUCUCACUCAGGUAUGCUGUGCCGGCCUACAGGUUGUGAAUGUGUUUUUAUUCUGAAUUACUUUAGAAAAUAACAGGAUUUCAUUUUGUGAAACAGAACAAGUCCACAGCGUGUGCAGCUGCAUGUAGAGCAUAUUCAAAAGGCCUCGGAAUUCCAUGUGUCCAUGUGUAGAGUUAAACUUUGAAUGUGCCAAACUUUCUCAUCACUUUUGGAUCUUAAUAUUUUGAAAAGUCUUAAAGGAGACACUGCAAAGUCUUAGACAAUCUUUGGCAUCUUAAAAUAAAAUAGCAAACCAGACCUUUUUUUUUUUUUUUCCAGAAAAAUGGUAAAGUACUCAGGAAUCUGGAGACAAGAUAUUGUAAGGAAUGAACAAGGUUGCCACAGUGCAUGUACCCAAUCAUGUUUGCCUCUUGACGUGCCAUCAGUGUGUCACGUGUAUGAUGUGUGCACACCAGAGCGAUCACCACACCAGAUACCGACAUGGUGGUCUCCUCUGCCAGAGACCACCUCUCACUACAUCCAUCAUCCCUUUGCCUUUAACCCUGACAUUCAGUCUUAACACAUUUUCUCUUAAAUAAUUUAUUCAUUCCAGAAUGUCAAGGGUCCACUUACUAUUUAUUUUUUUAAAAAGUUGUUGGUGGCAUUAAUUUAAUAAUUCUUGUUUUUUCACCUUCCUUCCCCAAAGAACUUUUCAGUCCUUUUCACCUCCUUCUCCUGCUAGAUACAAAAGAUGUACAUAGUGAUUUUGUCCCCAGAGCAUCUGGAAGCAUUUCUGAAACAAGGUACUAUUAAAUACCUUCGUGUUUUUUUUUCUUAAACAUGAGUGUGUAUCGUGCUGCAGGGCUGUGUAUUUGGAUAUAGGUGCAGAGUCUUACACUUCAACAGCUAGGCCCUUGAGGUUUGCUGUGACCUCGAGUCUCUUGCCAGAAUCUCCCCCUAAGUCAGCUCAGCAGCAGGUAGUAGGAUCUGCCUCCAUGGCAUUUGACCUGAAGGUCAUGCAGCAGAAAGGGUCAGCAUCAAGGGUCAAGGGUGGUGACUCCUAGCAGGAAAGUCCCACAGCCAAACCUAUAGCCCAAGGCUGGGGGCCAUGGAGGAGGCCACAGUGACGCUGUCAUGGGCUGGCACCUUUAUAUGGAGUUGCCUUGUCCCAUCUGGUCCAUUUAGGGGAUUCUUUGCAAAAUCCCCAGGGUGCAAGAAGCCAUGUGACAGACUCUACGAAAAGACAGAGGCAGAGAGCCAUGAUACAUCCAGAGGGUGAAAGAAAACCGUAGGGAAGGAGAAGGAGGGGAAAUACAUUCUCUACAGGAUGUCCCCACUGUUAUCUCGGGGAACAGAUCACUCCUGGAGCAGCAGAGGAGUUCUUUCCGGCUCAUGUGUCCUCUGUCUGCAGCCUCCGUGUGAACAAGAUUAACCGCACUUGUCACACAAGGACUUUUUUGGAGAUGUGCUGAUGGCUUGGGAGGCAGUGAGAUUGGAUUCCCCAUCUCCUCCUCAUAGGGAUCUUAGCCUGAUCGCCUAUGGGGGAGGGAAGCCAUCACCAGAGUAAUUCAGUUGGAGAAUGUCUUCGAAUGGGACAGUUCACCUCAUAGGAUGACUCAGAAUCGGAUCACUAGAACAUAGGAACGGCCCCCUCAGAUUUCUUGAGCCAUUUUUGUCACUUGGAAGAAAAUAGUGUACCUUCAUAUUUAUUUACAGAGUGCUCAAGGCCAUACUUCAUAACAAUAACUAGCUCUAGCCACAAUAUACUGGCUACAUCGUUAGCUGGGAGUGCUCUCCAUAAGCUGAUUAAGGUACUGAUAGGAAUGUUUUGUUCUUAAUAUUGGUUGGGGAUUGGAACUUUGUUUUUGUACAUUUAUUUCAAAUGAGGAGGAGGUCAUUUUUUUCUUUAAAAAAUGAGUAUUUAUUGUCUUACUAAUUUCUUUUGAACGUAUACCUCUCCUCCUCGUUCAUCCUCAUGUUUUUUUUCUCACCCUCCUUGGCUUGGCUUUGCCCUCUCCACUCCUUUUUUUUUUUAUUUUGUUGCAUAGGUAGAGUGCUGUAUGGCUAGCAUUGUAAUGUAUGUAAUUAAUUUUGCACAGAGGCAAACAUUUAGAAUAGUAGGUUAAUUUUGUUUGUUUUAUGACCAUGCCAAAAUAAUAUUCUGGGCUGGUGGAGAACAAAGGACUGUUCUUUAGGACUGAAACUUGAUUUCACUUGUAGUAAAACAAAACAAAACAAAAACAACAAAAAAACACACACACUCACAGAUGUUGUUUCAUAAGUGUUAUAAGCACUGGAUAUAAAUGGUAUUUUUUAUCACUUCUGACUAAUGUGAAACUGUUGUACGAAAACUACAUGAACAAAAGUCAUCUGUUUCGACUCGUGUGGGCUUGCCUCACAGUUGCCGGAUUUGAGUCAUUUUUAUGUCUUGUUAUUUCAUUUAUUUAUGCAAAAUACAUGUGUGUAUGAACACUUUGUUUUAGCUCCAGCUCGCCCCGGCACUGGGGCUCAGUUACUUCGAGCCGCGCUCUCGAAAAUGAAAGGCUAUUCAGGAAUGAUCUGAUUGUAAACACCCUUGCAUUGGGUCGAACAGUGAUGCCGUAUUUGAAUCUAAAUUCUGCGCCUAAGCAGUUUAUCCUAUUUAUUUAGCCAAGUUUGGCUCUAAAAAUCCUUAGAAAUUCAGAACGACAAUCAUAGGGAUCACUUCAUUUUCUCUGCAAUGGGGCUUAAAACAAAGUUGUUUUUUUUAUGACUUUACCAUCUCAUUUUAGAUUUGUUUUUCUAAUUGUGUAAAUAUAACAUAGAAAUAGAGUUUAUUUUUGGUUCAUGAAUACUUAGUGAGAUAUAAGUUAUGUAUUUCCUUUCUGUUCUCUCUCUGUACGUGUUGGUCCAGACUAGAAGUCGAGGAGUCACUGCACCGCGUGGGGGGUAGUGGGUUACCAGCCACCGUGAGGGCACUGCGUCCCACUGGCGCUGGGGUGAGAAAGCCCUUCCCUCGGGCCUCAGCAGUUAAAGCCCGCUGUCCGCAGAAUCAGACUUCGGCUUUUUUUCUCAGAAAGUCAAUGAAUGGAACAUACCAAGUGUCCAGGACAGCUGGGAGAGAGCCCGUUUUGCUUUGUGAAUCCACAUCCAUUGAGUAAGGUAAUCUCUGUGACCAUUUUUAAUAGCAAAAAACGUGAAUGUUAUUACAAAAGCAAAAAUCUGCCCCUGAAAUUGGUCAUGAAGUAAAGUCCCACCAUGCCAAUUAAAGGAAAUAUUAUUAAUAAACUUUUUCAGUGCUUUUUAUUUCGGAGUGUCUUCAAAUCAGAGAUAAAAAAUUAUCUCCAUUUCGGUAAAGAAUUUACAAGGUUAGGGUUUCCAUGUCACCUAGCAUAGGGACACUGGCAGACAAUCCUAGCCUAAAAAUGGACCAUAAGAAAUAGGAAGGAAGGAAGAAAGGAAGGAAGGAAGGAAGGAAGGAAGGAAGGAAGGAAGGAAGGAAGGAAGGAAGGAAGGAAGAAAGAAGGAAAGAAAAAGAAAGAAAGAAAGAAAGAAAGAAAGAAAGAAAGAAAGAAAGAAAGAAAGAAAGAAAGAAAGAAAGAAAGAAAACAAGUUAAUCUGUGGGGCAGGCAGGCAAUUUCUCUGUUUCACUGGCCCAUGUGAUGUAGUGUCUUCCCCAGGUCUGAGAGCUUUGUUGUUUUCACAAUCACCCAGCUCAACCUUUUAGGAGCGAAUCAGUUUGCUUCAUUUGGUAUUUGAUACUCCCUAGCCUUGUCCUCAGGCCCUGUUCUGUUUGCCAGGGUCCUGACACCCACUGGAAGGCCAAGUUCUAAAUUCAGGUGUGGGCUCAGUGCUAUUGAGCUUGUCAAAGUCUGGCCUCCCCUGAACAUAGGCCCCACCCUCCUCUGGGAGCCUGGGUGUGUAAAAAGGGUGUGACCACCCUAGGCUGAAAUCAAAGGCUGCUUUCUUUUACUGAGGAAGCCCCGCUGCUGCUUCUUUGGAGCACCCCCUACCCAGCCAGGAGCACAGGCACUAGCUGAAAGCAGGGACUGUUUCCAGGAAGUCCAUCUGCCCACAGUAGGAAAGGAACCUGGUCACUUAAAAACCACAGCCCAGGCUGCUUAUCUCAAUUUACUGAUGCUGCAGAGAGGGGACCUCUGCCCACUCAUUAGGGAACAAGAAAGAAUCACCUAGUAGUUUUAAAUCAUACGAGAAGCCCUGUACCAAGUGCCAACAGCUGCAAACUGUGCAGCUAAACGAAUGUAUUGGUACUAUUUCUGGGUGUUCCUUUCUGAUGAGAAAAUGACAAAGUGGUUGCCUGUAGCCUUGCCUGAUUCUAUACACGUUUGUCUAAGGACUGAGUUGGCACUUAAGCUCACUUCUCCAAGUAUCAUAUCGUAUGACCUCAUUUGUCCUUUUACAAAAGCACUUGCAUCAUUUCCUUCAGUCCUCUGAACCCUCCCCCACCAGCGUGUUCUCUUCCUUAAUAAACAACUUCUAUCUGUUAUUUAUGCUGAUCAUGUUCUGUUUCCGAUGCCCUAUGCUAUGGAGCAUAACCCUCUGCCGAUAUCAUUGAAAAUAUUGAUAUGCAAACACAUUUCCUUUUCAUCCCCAGCCCCUCUUUUCCCUUGGGGACAGAUCGCUUUCCCAAAGCUCAUGAACAAGUAUUAGAAAUGCUGGUACCUUCUUGGGGCGGGGCUAGAGGCUGGGAGGAGGUGGGAAGGCAGAGGGGCAGCCGGGUAACAGGGCACGUCCUCUUCUAAUUGGUGUCUGUGGCAAAACGAAAGCUUGACGACUCGGUGACAUUAUCUUGCUCAGUAGUUUCUUAUUCCUGAAGAACCACAAGCAUAAAGCGAGGCCUCAACGCUGGUGCUCUUGGAGUAUGGGGGAUGUGCAAAUAUUUAACUGUGUGUGUCUGCUGCACAUUGUAGGUCCGCUUGUGUGCAUUCUCCGUUCGUCUUCCCUUGUCAUAUGUGUUUUUGCUUUUUUUGGAAAGUGCGGUCUUUAUUGUAACCUUCGCCAGCUUGUAGCAGGUUAGAAUGCUUAGCAUUUCUGUUCAUGCCUUAUUGUAUUUUGCCAUGUGUAAAAAAAAAAUUUUAUUACCGUAGGCAAGCUUAUAAGCUGUUACUACAUAACUUAUCUGACUGUAACUCUUUUUAUUUCCCCGACAUUGUAAUUUGUUUGUGAUGUAUAUUGUGAGAUUGUAUUUUAUGUUAAUUUAAUCAGCACAAUUCACUGACAUGCUGGACUGACAUGCUGGCUGCUGUUUCCAAGUGUAAAGUGCGUGUAGGGCUGUUGGGACAACUGCGACUCUGUUGUCAAGGUACUGUGCUUUGGUUCCCGUAGCAACACUGCGGGCGUGGCCCUGGUGAGCUCAGGGCACUCACCACCCCCUGGAGCCAAUCUUAACUGCAGGUUUUCUUUGUAGAAACUCUAUGUAUAACGCAGGUACCUGCUUGGCCCAUGGCUGGUAACUAUUUGGGCAAUUAGAGAAAACAAAAAACCAUAAAAACUAGUGUCUAUUGCUGCUUUGAAUAUGUUUGAAAGUCUGAAAAUGUAAAUAGUUUAUCAAAAAAAAAAAAUCUUGUACAGUCCAGUGUAAAGUUUUUAAAUGACCUUAAGGGUUGCCAUCACAUCUUUCUCACACUCUCCUCUUGAUAAUGGGAA
Pipistrellus kuhlii (Kuhl's pipistrelle) is the source of this 8815-nucleotide messenger RNA. It is a transcript of the gene SOX6, whose product is annotated as SRY-box transcription factor 6. The transcript is spliced from 17 exons. The record is from RefSeq and is a predicted model, not a curated record. Bases 287 to 2818 code for a protein of 843 amino acids. Gene Ontology annotation, biological process: regulation of transcription by RNA polymerase II; central nervous system development; cell fate commitment. Lineage: Eukaryota; Metazoa; Chordata; Mammalia; Chiroptera; Vespertilionidae. Gene Ontology annotation, cellular component: nucleus. Gene Ontology annotation, molecular function: RNA polymerase II cis-regulatory region sequence-specific DNA binding; DNA-binding transcription factor activity, RNA polymerase II-specific.